Molecule: messenger RNA, 1687 nt
Organism: Pollicipes pollicipes
Lineage: Eukaryota; Metazoa; Arthropoda; Thecostraca; Pollicipedomorpha; Pollicipedidae
Product: ruvB-like 1
Exons: 8
Coding region: 152-1522 (456 amino acids)
Molecular function (GO): ATP-dependent activity, acting on DNA; ATP hydrolysis activity; ATP binding
Source: RefSeq, a predicted model, not a curated record
GGUCCUCGUGGCUGGGGAGUGUUUGCUCUGUGGCUGGGUUGUUUCAUGAUAUAGAAUAUUGUAUGUUACAUAGGUACCCGUUCUGCCUAUCAGCGAAGUUAUAAGACUGUUUGGCUGCGUUGAGAGCCGAUUCGGAUAAUCCAAGCUCAAGAUGAAGAUUGAGGAAGUGAAGAGCACUACCAAAGCACAGCGUGUGUCGAGUCACAGCCAUGUCAAGGGGCUGGGGCUGAAUGAAACUGGCAAGGCAGUGACCUGUGCAGCUGGUCUGGUGGGCCAGGAGGAGGCUCGGGAGGCAUGUGGCAUCAUUGUGGACUUGAUCAAGUCAAAGCGGAUGGCGGGCCGCGGAAUCCUGCUGGUCGGGCCACCUGGCACUGGCAAGACAGCUGUGGCCCUGGCUGUCUCCCAGGAGCUGGGCUCUAAGGUGCCGUUCUGCCCGAUGGUCGGCUCGGAGGUCUUCAGCUCGGAGAUCAAGAAGACCGAGGUGCUGAUGGAGAACUUCCGGCGCGCCAUCGGGCUGCGCAUCAAGGAGAUGAAGGAGGUGUACGAGGGCGAGGUCACCGAACUCUCGCCGCAGGAGACCGAAAACCCGAUGGGAGGCUACGGCAAGACCAUCAGCUCGGUGGUGAUCGGACUGAAGACGGCCAAGGGCACCAAACAGCUGAAGCUGGACCCGUCCAUCUACGAGUCGCUGCAGAAGGAGAAGGUGGAGGUGGGCGACGUCAUCUACAUCGAGGCCAACAGCGGCUCGGUGAAGCGGCAGGGCCGCAGCGACACGUUCGCCACCGAGUACGACCUGGAGGCCGAGGAGUACGUGCCGCUGCCCAAGGGGGACGUGCACAAGAAGAAGGAGGUGAUCCAGGACGUGACGCUGCACGACCUGGACGUGGCCAACGCGCGGCCGCAGGGCGGCCAGGACAUCCUCUCCAUGAUGGGUCAGCUGAUGAAGCCCAAGAAGACGGAGAUCACAGACAAGCUGCGACGGGAGAUCAACAAGGUGGUGAACAAGUACAUCGACGAGGGCAUCGCCGAGCUCGUGCCGGGUGUGCUGUUCAUCGACGAGGUGCACAUGCUGGACAUCGAGUGCUUCACCUACCUGCACCGCGCGCUGGAGAUGACCAUCGCGCCCAUUGUCAUCUUCGCCACCAACCGGGGCAACUGCGCCGUCCGCGGCUGCGAGGACGUGGUGUCGCCGCACGGCAUCCCGCUCGACCUGCUGGACCGGCUGCUGAUCGUGCGCACGCUGCCGUACAGCCAGGAGGAGAUGACGCAGAUCAUCCAGAUCCGCGCACAGACCGAGGGCCUGGCCGUUGACGAGGCGGCGCUGCAGGCGCUGGGCCAGGUGGGCGCCGACACGACGCUGCGGUACGCCGUGCAGCUGCUGACGCCGGCCAGCCUGACGGCGCGCGUCAAUGGCCGUCAAGCCAUCAGCGCCGCCGACCUGGCCGAGGUCGGCCAGCUCUUCCACGACGCCAAGGCCUCGGCCAAGAUCCUGGCCGCCAACAGCGCCAAGUAUAUGAAGUGAGGCGGCGGUGUGGCGACCGGCUCAAGGUCACGGACUGGGUGGGCCGCGUGGGCCGACUAACGCCCGCAGACUGGGAUUUCGAUUUGUGCAUCGUGUAGUCAUUGUUCGACGCUUGUGUUGUCAUUCAUUCCAUGCUGUUCGACACAAAUAUACCAUAAAUUUAAG